GAAAAGCAGGGAGAAAAAAAGUCGUAUAACAGGUUCAGGCGCUGCAGAUGUUUAUAAUUCAAAGUGGUUUGGAUAUCCUUAUUUCCAUUUUCUUAAGGAUAAAAAUUAAACUGGUGACACUCGGGAAACGAUGCCGAAUGAGGCAAUACCGGAAUCUUCACAAACUUCUGACGUAGAGAGACACACAGAGACUGAAAACGCUCCGACCAAGUCGCAAUUGCCGGAGGCUAGCAUCGAGGAAGCGCCACCACCACAACUACAAGACCUAGCCUCGGAAGCUAGCAUGCCUUCACCAUCAGAACCUGCUCGUAAAAAAAAACUACAUAAUCCAAAGAAAACGCAGCCACAGGAAGAUUCGGCAGAUAUCAUGCUCGCAGAAGCCCUUGAAUGCUUGCAAAAGUCUUCGAUCGACAUCACCGAUCCAUACUCUUCAUUUGGAAGACACAUAGCCAACGAGCUAAGAAAAUAUGAUCCGGACACAUUAGCGUAUGUUAAGAACGCUAUCAAUAAUAUAAUUUUUGAAGCCGAUAUAGGGAAAUACGCGCAACAACAAAUUAAUACAGGAUACUAUACACAGCAGUACAGUAAUUCCUCUACAAUGGACUCAUCUGGCACUUCAUCAUCAGCAUCACAUACCGCUACGUCUUCUCAUGCCAUUACACCAUCACCAGAUGCCAAUGUUGGAUUCGAAACUAUCACUGAAUUGUAAUUAAAAUAAACAAUUGAAUUUUAAA
Molecule: messenger RNA, 734 nt
Organism: Helicoverpa armigera (cotton bollworm)
Lineage: Eukaryota; Metazoa; Arthropoda; Insecta; Lepidoptera; Noctuidae
Exons: 3
Coding region: 131-709 (192 amino acids)
Source: RefSeq, a predicted model, not a curated record